UUCCCCAGACUCCAGGCUGACGUCAGCUGACUGUUUUGGCUGUACUGGGCGCUCCGGACACAGCGCUGCUGCUGCUGCUGCUGUUGUAAAAAUGCUGCUCUCCGUGCCGCCAAGGACAGGAUUCAACCCAUAUAACAGCUAUACCAGCAAAACCAGUAAAAAGCAGGCGUAUGCCUCCUCCACCCAGCAGAUGGCGCCGCCCAGUCCUAACACCACCACCAGCAGUAAUGGAGGCAGCAGUUUUGGGGACCAGCUGAGCAAAACCAACCUUUACAUCCGCGGCCUCCAUCCGGGAACCACAGACCAAGACUUAGUAAAACUGUGUCAACCCUAUGGAAAAAUAGUGUCUACGAAGGCCAUCCUUGACAAGAGCACCAACAAGUGUAAAGGCUAUGGCUUUGUGGAUUUCGACAGCCCAACCUCCGCACAGAAAGCAGUCACGGCGUUAAAGGCCAGUGGAGUUCAAGCUCAGAUGGCAAAGCAACAGGAACAGGACCCCACUAACCUAUACAUCUCCAACCUGCCUCUGUCUAUGGACGAGCAGGAGUUAGAGAGCAUGCUGAAACCCUUCAGUCAAGUGAUCUCCACACGCAUCUUACGUGACGCAAACGGCACCAGCCGUGGAGUGGGAUUCGCCAGGAUGGAAUCGACUGAGAAAUGUGAGGCCAUCAUUCAGCAUUUUAAUGGCAAAUACAUCAAGACUCCUCCUGGAGUGGCAGUGCCUACAGAACCCUUGCUGUGUAAAUUUGCGGAUGGAGGACAGAAGAAGCGUCAGAACCAGGGGAAAUAUCAUCAGAAUGGGCGUCAAUGGCUGAGAGAGGGCGAGACUGGUGGGAUGACGCUAACAUAUGACCCUACCCCUGCAUUACAAAAUGGGUUUUACACUCCUUCCUACAGCAUUGCUCCUAACAGACUAAUUGCUCAGACCUCUAUCUCUCCAUACAUGCACUCACCUGUAUCUACCUACCAGGUACACAAUCCGUCCUGGCUUCAUCACCAGUCUUACCUCAUGCAACCCACAGGUCCCGUCCUCACACCCACAGUGGAUCACACCAUGACCAUCCAACCCACUGCCAUAAUAGGGCCUCUCACACAGCAGCUCAGUCAUCUAACCCUGGGCAGCCAAGGCACGUAUAUGCCUGCAAACUCAGCUAUGCAAGGGACCUACAUACCACAAUAUGCCCAAGUGCCUCCUUCAAAUGUUACAGCAGAGGAAAACAGCGUUCAGCAGCAGCAGGUUGCCAUCGAGACACCCACAGAUCAUACAACAUACACCUACCAGCAUGGCAAGUGAAGAGAAGUGAUGGAGGACAUAGGAUAUUAAACCACGUCUCUUGACAUGGAAAGGAAUGGACAUUGUGAAAAUAAAUGAGAAGCAAAGGCUCUUUCCAAGUGAAGGGAUACCACCAUUUAUUGUGAUUUUUGUUUCAACCGAUAAUGAAGCUAAACCUAUUUUAGUGAGAGUUAAAGACUUGGAUGGAGAAAGCUACGACUACAAAAAUGUCAUGUUCACAAAAAGCAAAUAAGCUUUUUAACAAAGACUCACACACACACAAAUGCACACACACUCCGAACACUUGAGAAAUUUUUAUUUUUCUGCAACUUUAUUUUCUAAAACAUUCUGCAAAGUCAGAAUGAAACAAAGAAAUGUUACAUCACCACGUUAUAAUUUUAAUUUGAUUUUAAAAAAUUGUUUUAAAAAAAGGAUUUUGUUGACUGCUUUUAAAAUAUUUGCUGCAGGUGGAAUUUUUGUACAUAAAAACAAUGUUUUUGCAAAGAUCUCGCUGCGUUUUUUUGAAUAUCUGUUUUGAGGAAUCUGCUUUUGAACCAGCAGCCAAGUCGUUGUUUUGAUAGAUCUACAGAAAAAAUGUGCUGUAUCCAAGAUCAUUAUAAAUGCAUUACUACAAGCCAAUUUUUGUCCAACAAGACGACUGAAUUUUGAAACCAAGACCUCAUCUCCUCAGAAAAAUUUCUUUCCUUACAAAAUGCUGCUUUAUCUUGUAAGUUAGGUCAUGCUCUGUUUAAAUGUUGAGAUUUAUUUUUGUAUUUGAAGAUUUUUUUUAAAGGAAAAUUUCAGAGAAGCGAUUUCGAUGAUAAACUUUUGUAUGACUUUGUUUUCAUGCCAAUGGUUUUGUCUUUCCGCUUCAUACAUUAAUUAUGUAUUUUCUUUGACACAUUGUAAGGAGUGCUCCACUUCCAUGUUGUUAUGUAGACCUGUACAUUUUUUCUUGCCUUGGUAAACUUUAAUAAUGAGGAGCGUGUUUGUUGGGCUUUGCCCAGAUAUAAAAAUGCAAUAUAAUGAAAA
Messenger RNA from Misgurnus anguillicaudatus (oriental weatherfish), 2305 nucleotides. It is a transcript of the gene rbms2b, whose product is annotated as RNA binding motif, single stranded interacting protein 2b. NCBI's taxonomy places the organism in Eukaryota, Metazoa, Chordata, Actinopteri, Cypriniformes, Cobitidae. The record is from RefSeq and is a predicted model, not a curated record. Gene Ontology annotation, molecular function: RNA binding.